Molecule: messenger RNA, 597 nt
Organism: Pygoscelis adeliae (Adelie penguin)
Lineage: Eukaryota; Metazoa; Chordata; Aves; Sphenisciformes; Spheniscidae
Gene: TMEM220
Product: transmembrane protein 220
Exons: 6
Coding region: 1-558 (185 amino acids)
Source: RefSeq, a predicted model, not a curated record
AUGUUCUCUGGACUCCUGACCAUCCUGGCCGCCGUCUGCAGGACACCUGUCCAGGUCUUCCACAUUCUUCCUCACUGGGGACCCUGGACAGGACCGAAAGUUGCAGACCGGCUGGCGUUCGGUGACACAACCGGUGAAAGACGGGAGAACCCUGGCUUUCCUGUGACUACUGGAACACGCGUUGUCUACUUAGUGCCAGCUGCCCUGACGCUGCUUGUCAGCAUUAACCCUGCAAUAACAGAUAAUGGUUUUUGGAGGAGCCUCUGUGACCUUCAUUCUGCUGGUUGUAUUGUUGGGACCAUUGCCUUGGCUUGCUCUUUGUUUGCGUACGCUCAAGGAAACAUUUUGCACCAAGAGGAAGGCAGAGAGUUGUUUGGUCUGGUGAUUAUUAUAAUAUGGAUGAGUCUUUGCCGCAGUUCAGCAAAGAGUCCACUGCGUGGAGUUCGCUUGAUCGCUGCAGUCGUGGUCGCCCUCUUCCCCUUUGUUUCGUGGCUGUACAUUUACGUGAACAAAGAGAUGCGAGCAUCUUGGCCAACGCACUGUAAAACAGUGAUUUAAUUGGGUGGGAGAAAGUAUAAAAUAAAUAUUCUGACCUUA